AUAACAUGUUAGUACAACAGUUUGAUCACGUGUAGCGCGACAUGGUGUUUGAACGUAAAAAUGUAAAUCCUGUUACAAGCCAUUUUUGUAUUUCUGAUUUGUGUUAUGAUAUAUAAAAUAUGGAUACCGGAAAAGAGCGUGUGAAUACAGUGUUAAUUCAUACCAAGAUAUCAGAUGAUGACUUUGGUCAUGAACAAGGAGUUAGAGAUUUUGAAUUCUGGUACACGUAUAUUUUCUUUGCUCUUGUUGUGAUUUUCUUUUCAGUUACAAAUCGAUUAAUCAAACAUUAUGGCACACCAAAAGCAUCAUCAUAUUCAGUGUAUGACUCGUGGUUAUGGAGAAAUCUAUCCGUAUCAUUACUGCAUGGAUUGUUGGUUGGUAUUUGGAGUAUUUUGAGCUUUUUUGACCAUUUAGAAGAUAGUCCAACAAUAUAUGAAGAUCCGCUGUACUAUUUUAAUACAUCAUCGUAUUUAAUGAUGAUAGCUUCAACUGCGUAUUUCUUCCACGACGCAAUGGAUAUUGUAUUAAGUAGGGUUAUAAAGAAAAACAAAGAAAUAAUUAUACACCAUUUUGUUAUUUUGUUUUCAUUUGGAUAUUACUGGCACGCCAAGGUUGGAAUCGGAUAUGCCCAUUUGAGUUUACUGUCUGAAUUCAGCAGCUUCUUACUCCACGCUAGGAAACUAACGAGGAUUAUUGGCUUUUCGUCCGAUUCAUUACAGUAUCACAUAUUUUCAGUUGUAAAUCUGGUCUCUUUUUUCAUUUUACGAUUAAUUCCUCUUUCUUUUGUUGUGUCCACGAUUUAUCCACAAUAUUUUUUAAUGCGGGUACAUAUAUUUUAUUUUACAACUUUAUCUUUAUCGGCGACAAUUAUAUGGGUUAUUAAUGUUGGUUUCUUUCUGAAGUUAAUACGAACUGACUUUAUACGUGUGAAACAGAAGAGGAAAUGAUAAAUCAAGCAUUGAAGAUAUACGUGUUAAAAAUAGGAAGGCGUCGUAGCAUAUACCCUGUUUAUAUUAGAACAAUAAGCUUACAUUGUUGUUUUGCAUACCGCAUUUUGUUUUUCUUUUAUACGAAAAUAUAUUUGUUUUCUAUAUUUUUUUUACAUAUUUAUGUAUACAAAUCUAAUGUUUACAUUAAACUAUGAUCAUUAUUUA
Molecule: messenger RNA, 1154 nt
Organism: Mytilus californianus (California mussel)
Lineage: Eukaryota; Metazoa; Mollusca; Bivalvia; Mytilida; Mytilidae
Product: TLC domain-containing protein 2-like
Exons: 4
Coding region: 120-947 (275 amino acids)
Biological process (GO): plasma membrane organization; membrane assembly; phospholipid homeostasis
Cellular component (GO): plasma membrane
Source: RefSeq, a predicted model, not a curated record